CCACCAAACUCAUGUCCCUUGUUUUCUUUCUCUCUUUCCCACUUCAAAGCUUCAAUCUUUCUUUGUAAAAACUCAGUCUUUCUUGUUAAAGAUUCAAUCUUUGUUGUAAAGAUUCAAUCUUUUUGCUAAAAUGGAUGUUACCCUUGGUUUGUUGGAUCAUAUUCCGGCAGGUGAUGAUGGUGGUGGUGGUGGUGGUGGUGGUGUGCCUUCUGGUGGGUCAACCACCAAUAGGUCAAUCUUGACAGUUUCAAAAGAGGAUAACAAGAACACUAUGGUUAUGUCUUCUGAGGUUACUAGUGGUGAGAGUUUAGAUGGUCUUGAAUUAGGACUUGGGUUGAGUAUUGGUGGUGGUGGUGGUGGUGGUUUGAAGUCAAAGAUGGUGGCUACUGGUGGUGGUUGGAGUCAAUAUGCUAGAAUCUUGACAGCAAAAGAUUUUCAUACAUCUUUGGUUUCUAAACCUAAUUCUUGUUCUUCAUCUUCUUCUGUUAAUAUCCCAAAUUCAUCCACUUCUGGUACCAAAAGAACUGCCACUGAUUCUGUUUCUCCACCUAAUGGAACCAGCGUUGUCGGAUGGCCUCCUGUAAGUAAAGCUCACCGGAUGCCUACUUUGGCUAACCAAAUCAAGUCACCAACCGAAAACUUCGUCUCAAAACCCGAACAAAACAAAAGCAAGAACCGAACGAUUGGAAUCAAGGAUUAUUCCGAUGAAAGGAACGGGUUUUCCAACAAGAAAUACCGGUCAGUAAAAGUCAACAUCGAUGGAACUCUAAUUGGACGAAAAGUUGAUCUCAAUGCUCACACAUCCUAUGAGAUGUUGGCUCAAACCUUGCAUGAAAUGUUCUUCAGUAGAUGGUCAAGCACAGAAGCAAUUAAACCUUCAAGAUUAUUGGAUGGAACAUCUGAAUUUGUACUAACUUAUGAAGAUAAAGAUGGAGAUUGUAUGCUUGUUGGAGAUGUUCCUUGGGAGAUGUUUCUUAACUCCGUCAAGAGGCUUAGGAUAAUGAAAAACUCCGAUUCCAACGAGCUUGCACCAAGAUUUCAAGAAACGAAUGAUAGACGCGGAGACUGAUUCCGUCUAAAAAUGCAUAUAAACGUCGUUUUGUGGUAAAGAUGAACUCGAGAGCCAAGUUCUUGUUGGUUAAAGGGUAAAAAAGAGAGUAAUGGUUUGAUCGAUGCGUUUGGUUUUGUGGGUUUGUAUAAAUCCUGCAUAUUUCAUCACACACCAGGGUUUCGGGUGAGACCCGGUUUUGUCUGGAAGCUUUGUAUAAGGAAGCAUCUACGUUUUGCUGCAACAACAUUAUUAAGCAUACACAAUGCACAUGUUACUCAUAAACUGAGUUCUAUGAUAUUGUAAUUAUGGAAUUUACUAUGAAAUGAAUUAGGGUUUUUGAGAUU
This is a messenger RNA of Helianthus annuus (common sunflower), 1395 nucleotides long. RefSeq names its product auxin-responsive protein IAA13. Gene Ontology annotation, biological process: regulation of DNA-templated transcription. The record is from RefSeq and is a predicted model, not a curated record. The transcript has 5 exons. Gene Ontology annotation, molecular function: protein binding. The coding region runs from base 131 to 1069 and encodes 312 amino acids. Gene Ontology annotation, cellular component: nucleus. NCBI's taxonomy places the organism in Eukaryota, Viridiplantae, Streptophyta, Magnoliopsida, Asterales, Asteraceae.